Helicoverpa armigera (cotton bollworm) is the source of this 1477-nucleotide messenger RNA. RefSeq names its product lethal (2) 37Cd (gene l(2)37Cd). Gene Ontology annotation, biological process: transcription initiation at RNA polymerase III promoter. NCBI's taxonomy places the organism in Eukaryota, Metazoa, Arthropoda, Insecta, Lepidoptera, Noctuidae. Gene Ontology annotation, cellular component: transcription factor TFIIIC complex. Gene Ontology annotation, molecular function: RNA polymerase III type 1 promoter sequence-specific DNA binding; RNA polymerase III type 2 promoter sequence-specific DNA binding. The record is from RefSeq and is a predicted model, not a curated record. The transcript has 8 exons. Bases 115 to 1449 code for a protein of 444 amino acids.
AACCAAAAAUAUCAAAAUAGAAAAGCAUGUGUUUCUGUUUUGGUUUGAAAACUUUGAAAGAAUAGAAGGAAACAAUUUACGUGCAAUGUGAACACAACAAAAUAACGCACAAUAAUGGAAAAUAAUAUGAAUCGCGAACUAGUGGGAGUGCUCUUCCCUGGAAUUGUGAAAAACGACGACAAAGCUAUAGCAUGUUUGGGUGGUAUUAGGAAUAUUUCACAGGUUUACAGCAGCUAUGCAAAGAAACGUCUCGGGUUGUCUUACCAGCCCGAAAAUCCAUUUGUUAGAAAAAUAUAUAGUACUGGCAAAAAAGCAGCUGGAGUUCUUCUUAAGGUCAAAGUAAAGAAGACGAGAGAUGGCACUGAAGUUAAGAGAGAAGUUGUUUCAACAACUAUUGUUGGAUGUGUCAAAACUAUGUUUAGAUUUGAAUCAAUGUGUGAUUUCCAAUACUUACCUGUACACAGAGAAGGGUCUAAUGACGGCCCCCUAACUUGUUCUUUGGAAAAAGUUCUACCUUCAGGGUUAGACACUAUUGAUUUCAUGCUGCAACCAGCACCAUUGCUCCUUAUUCCAUCAAGUUUCACAAGGCUAGAGAAACCAAUCACCUAUACUUACACUGACAAACGGUACCCAGACAGACCAGACCAAGGUGACAAUGUUCACAACAAGACCAGGAGUCUACGUAGUUCUCAAGUAGCUCCCUAUACGUUCAACCUAAUUGAUGACUGGCCUUCUGAACCACAUGAAAGUUAUGUGAAACAAAAGGACCUCAAAUGUGAAUCUAGUCCUCGAAUGGUUGAGGAGUAUGAAACUGUCAAAAAGCUCCUAGAGGAGAGGCCAAUAUGGUCUUUGAACUUAAUUAGGUACCACACAAAGAUCAGGCUGAGUUCACUGAAGAUCAUCAUGCCUUCUCUAGCUCUGUACAUGAAGACUGGACCCUGGAGGUCCAUGUGGGUGCGAUAUGGGUAUGACCCCAGGAAGGACCCAGGCGCUAGAAUAUACCAAACAUUGGACUUCAGGUUGAGGCAUGCAGCGGGCGUACGCUCCAUGAUAGUGCCGCGCGAGGAGAUCACGACGGACCGCGAGCGCGCCGGCCGCAGGAAGCACGCUGACCACGCCUCCGAGGACAUCGCCGAGGGGAGCGUGUACUUCCGCCCCGGCAUGACGCCCACGCAGAGACAUAUAUUCUAUCAGUACUGCGACAUCCAAUUACCCGAAGUGGAAGAGAUAUUAGCAGCUGAGCCUCCUCCCGGGUACAUGUGCCACCAGAAGCGCGGCUGGCUGCCCCCCAACACGGAUGAGAUCUGCCGAGACCAUAUGUUCCGAUAUGUUAAGGAUACGCUCUUCAAUAGCAGCAACCCUGAUUUGAAGUUUGAGGGAGGCAGUGGCAGCGACAGUGAUUCUAACUCGGAUGACGAUACCACGAUCAAUGACGUCGAUGAAUCGUAAAGAAUCAAUAAAUAUCACUUGUAUGUUA